This is a messenger RNA of Symphalangus syndactylus (siamang), 1127 nucleotides long. RefSeq names its product collagen alpha-1(XVII) chain-like. Lineage: Eukaryota; Metazoa; Chordata; Mammalia; Primates; Hylobatidae. The record is from RefSeq and is a predicted model, not a curated record.
AUGAGAAAGCGCAGCGGCCCGGGACAGCCUCCUGCUCGCCGCCCCGCCGCGGGCUCCCGGGCCCCGCGGGGGCCGAUCCUCCUCCCCCCCGCGCCUGCAGCCCAGCCCGCGGGGGGCGCAGCGCCGAGUCCCGCCCGCCAGCCCCGGGACAGCCCGCCUGGCGCGCGGGGCUCUACGCGCUGCGACCCUCCCCGGCAGUCCCGCCCGCCUCUCCUCGCCCUCUCUCUGCCUGGCCUCCAACUUUGCCUCUCGCUAUCCUCUCCGCCCGCGCCCCCUUUCCCGGCGGUCCCCGGGAUGGUCCCCGGCACCCCGAGGACGCCGAGGUUACGGGAAGUUCGGGGACUGGCGGGAGAAGGGGUUGGGGGGAGGUCCGCGGCGAGGGGCGCGGGGCGCAUCUUCUCUGCCUUUUAUGGUUCCUUCCUGCACUCUGGGACCCUUUUCUUUUGCCUGUUCUGGGAGCUGAGUGGGUCAGAUCAUCACAGGCCUGUGGCCCCUGCAUGGGUGGCAGAGGAGGCAAAGAUGACACAGAGAAACUGUCCCUUCAGGGACAAAGCGGGGACACCCACGAGCCUGGCUCUGCCUUACAAAGAAAUGAGAAAGAAGCCUGUUCCUGCUUUUCACCUUAGGGCUGCUACACUUGUGUGUCCCUUCUUCCUUGAAUUUAACCAGGAGUGAGCAGUGGAGACCUUCUUCCCUGUGAGAAGGAGGUGAAGCAGGACCUGAAAUCCCGUGCUCAGCUCCCACAGCCCCCAUGUCCAGGACGAGUCCUUUGCUGAAUCAGCGGCAGAUGCCACCCGGAGCCCUUCGGGAGCCUUUCCCUGUUCUUCCAGCAUGGAUCUGAAACUCCAUUCCCACUUUCUGCAGCCUCCAGAGAUAGUUCAGGUUCCAGCCUCAUGUGAUAGCAUGAAGAGAAACUGUGGUUCCAGUAGCCGUGUGUUCUGCUCCCCUCAUCCCAAACGACAAUUUAAAUGCACAAUUACACUUUUCUCUAAGGCCCAAAAUAGGAUGUGAAAGAUCGUUUUGCCAUCCCUGAAUGCCUGUCACCCUUGUUUCAUAAGGUAAGAUUGGGGAAGGACUUGGCCACUGCCCUUGCAGCUGAGAAACCAACUUUAGGAAUAAAGACACUC